AGGACCUCCUUUUACCCCCACACCGGAACAAUUACAAGUCACUUCGCUCGACGCAUGUUUCCCCGACGCAAUGAAGUUCGAUUGUAUUUUUCGAUUGGUUUGGCGUAUCCAUUGCGCUAAGACUAAAGCUGCCGCAACUUAUACCCUGAAUACUCUACCUGAUCAAUAUGUUGACAUUUGACAAUUAUGACCAUGAAUUUGAGGAUUCGCCUUUUGUGCUCGCGACCACGCUCUCCUUCUUCAUUUUGCAGCCAUCCGUUCGGAGCAACUCCCACUUGCUCAUGCGAAAAGUCACGCCGGACCCGGAGCCAGACUCUGACAAAACGAAGGUAAUCAAGAAAGAGAAACGCCAAAGAAAGUUGCAUGGACCGGUCCGAUCCGUUUGGUCAACCCGGGAUAAAACGGCUGCGAGGUAGGAUUUGAUUGACGUUGACGAACGCGGCGAUGGUGAUUUGAAAACUUUUCCUGUUUGAGCACCAUGGAGAAAAAUUUUCUUCCUGAAGACGGAAAAGAAGCCAGAGGACUAAUUGAGACAUCAGCUUUGGUUCUGCCGGCUGCGCCGCGAUGGGUGACAAAAGAGGAGAGGUUCGCCCUCAUCCUGUCUCUCGUCUCACCCUUCCUCACGUUUCGCGAGUUGGUCCGGAUUUGGGAGAGUUUGCAGCUCCAGGAUGAGGACCUCUUGGACGAGUACAUUCUGCGGCAGGGCCACGACAAGGCGUUCCUGCACGAUGUGGCGGCGGCGAAGAGCAGCGUGCGGUACCAGCGUCUGCUGUCUUUCUACAAGCGAAAGCAUCCGAACGUGUGUGCGCAGCACCUGAUUGGCCUGCGGUUUACGCCAGACCGGAUCCUCGAUAGGGUUUUUCGCGAGGACGACGUGGAGCAUCUGCAGGAGGUGAUUUGUGACUAUUGGACCACCACGAGUUCCACGACCACCUUCGAGCUGUCCGCCAGCCAAGUGGUCACUGCCUGUAGUCACCACGCGCGCAAAUGUCUCGAGUUCCUCCUGUCACUGACAACGCGGCCACCAGCGAGUGUGGCAGCCGCUUUGUCGUCGACUUCGUCGAAGAGCCAUCAGGCAGGACGCGGAGAAGUGCAGGAAAACAGUCAGCAGGGCGACCAUGAUGGUUUCAGGAACGGAAAUACUAACACGAAUAAACAGAAAGCAAGCGGAGCGGAUAGUACCGGAGCAGCAAUCUUGUUUCUCUCUACACAAAUCGAGCAGUACCGUCAGAAAAACUAUCGUGUGGAAAUUCUGUGGCGAGGAUGGCCGCAGGGAAAGAUUCCACUAAAGGGUCCGCCAGUGACGGGCUGUGUAUUUCUCAAGAACAGAGGUGGAAAGAGUAACGGUCCCGGUUCAGGAGUCUUGCAAUCACCGAGCGGUGGCUCCCCCACAGCGAUGAACAGCAAGGACAAGCAGCAGCACGGUGCAAGCGGCGUUCGAGGGCUGCGCCAGCGUCGCAAUUCCGCGCCAGAAAUGGUAGGAGGGGCCACGGGUGGCGACGGAGCAAUAUCUCACGAGACGGCCCCCGCUGGCACGCAAGGCAGUAUCAAUUCGCCUAUUAAUCACGCAGCGGCGGCGGUAGUAGGUGAGCAAGUUCUUUCUAUAUCGGAAAAAGAAACAAAUCAUGAUGAUCAACAGCGCCAGAUCGUAAAUGAGGAGCCGCAUCUUGCGAGCUAUAAGGAGCGGCAGCGGCGCCUGAUGGUGAAGCAUUCGCCACGAUCCGAGUCCGAGAGGCAAAGGAGCGCCAAAGUGGAACUACAACGGUACUGCGCAGCGCCGGGAGUGACGCCAGGAGGCGUUGUCCCGCUUAUUUUUGCACCCACAAGCGCAUCAUCGACUUCAUCAGCACUCCGUCGACGACCUCGGCCCCUUACGGCGCCCGCUCCAUUUGCAGUCGUGGAGGAAGACGAAGAAGGAGGUGGCACCUACGUUAGUGCGUUUGCCAAACAGAAAGCUCUCAAGGCCGAGCCCGCUUCUGUUGACGGACCACAGCCUCAGCCACAGAAAGCGCAGGUACUAAACGCAGCGGUGGGGCUACACUCUCAUUCCUCGACGCUGUCGCCGAGCAAGAAAUCGAGUAAGACCAAAGCCCCCCCGCCGCCACCUACCUUUGGCCAGCCUUCGACUACCACAGACCCAAAAGACAUCUCAGAGCUGAACGUAGAGAUCAAUAGCAUCGCCGUGGAGGUCGACGCCGUGGACCCGGGAAUUCUGAUUCUCGAACUCUACCGCCGUUCCGAGCAAGACCAGACGCGUCGUCUGCGCCCACUCUUGGAAGAAAGGCUUUUGGAGCGCUACUUUUUUUCAAACUUCCGACCCUUCUGGAAUCCCAUCGUUCAAGUGUGUUUCUACGCGGCCGCGUGCGUCUUCGCAGAUGCAGGCUUGUUCGCCAAGCUGGCUGGAAAACUGGCGCAAGCGAACGCCACCGUCCCGUUUCCGCACCAGGUGUCCUUUACGUACGCGAGCGAGAAAUUUCAGGACUGGCCCCUUCCAGUGCUCGUGUGUCGGUUCUCGCGGGACUGGAAAAACAUACGCGACUGUCUGCGUUUCUUCGCGAACAUGCAAAUAGCCGAGGUGGACGAGAAUCAAGGCAGGGAUGGUCCUGGUCGUGGAACGUCGAGCAGCGCUGGCACGACGAACAGGCGCCCACCCGCACCCGAGUGCUGGUCACGGCAACUGCGUGGUAUCUCUCUGCGCAGCGUGACGCCGCGCGGUAUUGGGUGUCUGCAAGUUUUGCGCAGUCGCAUGACGAAGCUGAAGGACUUUGACGUGGUGGAGUUGGAGGAAAUUUUUCAGCACGUUUCCGACGUGGAAGAUCAGCACGCGGAGCUGGAUGUCGGCGUCGCAGCUACGCUUUCACAGCAACUCGAGCAGCGAACGAUCGAACUCAUCGCAGAGGAGUCCUUCGCACAGGAGUCGCGGGUGGCGGAAGCGGCCGCGACGGGAGGUGGAAUUUUAGCGACCACUCGGCCACCUCCAGAGCAAGAGUUGGCACAAGCGUUGCAUGGGGACAACAAAGAUUUUCUUGAGCGGUUGAUGCAGGCGCCGGUGGUGCUGGACAGUCGCGUUACGACGGUAGAGUACUUCCGCAACGUGCUUGAUCACGGGUUCCAGCUCAAGUCUGCAGACUUUGAGACUGCAAUGACUCAAGGACGGUUCGACUUGCUAGAAUUCUUCAAAGACUACCUCAUCUCACAAGACCGUGAGGAGGACUAUCGAAAACACAUGAAAACUGUGCACGCGAAGUUGCGAACCGCAAGAGCAUGAGCGACCCAUUUACGAUUCCGCUGCGGCAACUGCGAGGAUAUCUUCCGAGUGGUCUGCGGAUGAAUGCACCACAUCAUGCUGCUUCCCAUUUCAGAUUUGAUCAUGGAAGGGCUGUUUAUGUUCUUGGUUUGUCCUCAGGGUCAGGACUAUUAGCAGCUCCAGCUGCAGGCAUCGCAUGCAAGUAGAAUUGAUGUCGGGCCUGCUGGUUUUUUCGACUUCUCGAU
Amoebophrya sp. A120 is the source of this 3492-nucleotide messenger RNA. The record is from the annotation of a GenBank genome assembly. NCBI's taxonomy places the organism in Eukaryota, Dinophyceae, Syndiniales, Amoebophryaceae.